AUGCUGCCACCUUUGAGCGUUUCAGAUGUGAAGACGCUUGUGAAAAAACUUCGCCAAGACUAUGCGGGUGAGCUGCUGUGUUUAGAGCGCGUGACGUUGCUAUCAGGUUAUACAGGCACUGCCCAAGGUGAGUGCCCUGAGGUUGCUAGAACCUCUUGGCUUUGUCUUCGCCGCAAACACACUUGUGGCUGGGUUUGCAGCAGUUCGAAAGCUGGCCGUGUAGCGUGUGCAAGUUCUUGCUUUUGCUGCGUGAAAGCUUCGAAGCUUUUGAAAAUUUCACGCUCGAAGCAUGCUUUGACCAAAGCAGGCCUGAAGCCUGCAGUCUUGUCUCUUUCUUGCAAGAUACAGGAGGCAUCCAAAGAGGAUACUUGCAGUUGCUUCCAGUGCCAGAAAGGCCAUUAG
Durusdinium trenchii is the source of this 402-nucleotide messenger RNA. The record is from the annotation of a GenBank genome assembly. NCBI's taxonomy places the organism in Eukaryota, Dinophyceae, Suessiales, Symbiodiniaceae.